AUGUCACCUGCACCUGAGCUGUCGGAGCUUCACAAACAAGGAUCAAGUGAAAGUGACGACAACGACUUGUCCGACUUGGGAGAGAUAGAUCUCGGCCAAGACAAGAUCGUACGGCGGGUAGACAGAAACUUUGGCGAGGCACUAAGGGCAGUCUCGCGUAGAUAUAGGAGACGUAAGAAUGAUCGCCGUAAUGAAGAAGCUCGACGACUAUAUUCUCUAAUGAUAUCUGCAGCAGACCAAGAUAUUGUACUUAACAAUCAAAAGAAACCAGCAGUAAAGAAACUCGAGCACGUUGACGAUGUGACAUGGCUUCUCAAGAAGGCAAACAUGCUAGAGCCUCUACUAGAAAACAAUAUAUUGGAAUCAAUAAGAACGUGGUUAGAACCCUUGCCUGAUGCAUCGCUUCCUAACAUAGCUAUCCAGAAGGGUCUAUUUGAAGUUCUAGAGAGGGUCCCCAUGUCUAUUGAACUCUUACGACGAUCGGGAAUUGGUAGAAUAGUGCAUUUUUAUGAAGAGCAUCCCCGCAACGAUGCGGAUAUAACGAAACGGGCAGCUAAAUUAGUUGUUAAAUGGAGCGCGCCAAUAUUCGGUAAGAGCCUCGAUUAUAAAGACAAGAGGAUCGUAUAUUAUGAACCGGAUAGUGGAGAGUUUCCAUGUCUGGAUGGCAUUCGCGGAGGUGUCACGUUUGCACCUUCUUCUAACGGAAUGCUUUGUAAGAGGAGAGGAUAUGAUCCAUACAGGAACCUGAAAAGCCGUAUGGCACAGAUGAAGAAGGGCAUCAAUGUUAAAUAA
Messenger RNA from Paraglomus occultum, 792 nucleotides. NCBI's taxonomy places the organism in Eukaryota, Fungi, Glomeromycota, Glomeromycetes, Paraglomerales, Paraglomeraceae. The record is from the annotation of a GenBank genome assembly.